Messenger RNA from Mytilus trossulus (common blue mussel), 4062 nucleotides. RefSeq lists its product as uncharacterized. NCBI's taxonomy places the organism in Eukaryota, Metazoa, Mollusca, Bivalvia, Mytilida, Mytilidae. The record is from RefSeq and is a predicted model, not a curated record. Bases 1 to 3879 code for a protein of 1292 amino acids. Gene Ontology annotation, molecular function: protein binding. The transcript has 4 exons.
AUGGCAAUUAAACUAAGACAAGAUAAUAAUCUCAAAGGCUUAGAGGUGAAAUUAGAUGGUAGAAACUACUCACUAAAAAUAUGGCAAUUUGCAGAUGAUACAACACUAUUUCUUAAAUCACCAAAACACGGUGUACCUGAUUCCAAAACUUUUGAUGUAACGUUGAUGAUAUGUUUGAUCAGAAACUUGACAUCUGUCACUCCUCCAAUCAAUGGGUUUGACUAUCUACCACUACCACGGGAGACAACUCCUGGUCCUGAUCUUGCCAGGAUUAAAUGGUACAGAAAUAUACUAGCUCAUCAUGAUAGUAACACUAUGGCAACAGGUGAUUUCAAUACAGCAUGGACAAAUAUAGCAGAUGCUGUAAAUAGAUUGGGUGGUUUGCCAAUGAUUCAGGAGUGCCUAGAUCUAAAGGUAAAAAUCUUAGAUCAGUCAAACCAGGAAAUUAUGCUGGAAAUCAAACAAUCACAGGAAGAAAUGAAGGAAUUGAGACGAACAAUGGAAAUUGAACACUCUACAAUGAGGGAAAAUCUUACAGUUUUGCAAGAUUCUUGCAGUACUUUGCAAACAGAAAACUCAAGCACUACAAAAAAUCUGAUAGAUCUGAAGAAUUCCCAUAGUGAUUUACAAAUUGAACACUCAAAAGUCACAGAGAUUUUAAAAGACCUAAUACCAUGGAACAUAAGAGAACAAAUUAAUGAGGAAUUAGAAAAUUGGAAAGAAAAUGACAAAAUAUUUAUAGAAACAAACGGAGCAAAAUGUGUAUUAAAGUAUAUUAAAGAAAAUGGCUGUGUUGUUGUCACAGCAAGUUCUGGUUGUGGAAAAUCAUCAUUGGUGCGUCACGUAGCUUUACAGAUGCAAAAUGAAGGCUAUGAGAUUUUACCAGUAUCAAAUCCUAAGGAAAUCAUCAAGUGGUACAAUCCAAUGAAGAAGAUAUUGUUUGUAGUGGAUGAUUUUUGUGGAACAUAUAGUUUAAAUCCAAGGAAGUUUGAAAACUGGAAAAAUUUGAUGGAAAAAAUUAAUGCAUUAGUAGAAAAGAAACCAGUGAAGUUAAUUAUGUCUUGUAGACUACAGGUUUAUAAGGAUAGGCAAAUGAAAUCGUUGUCAUUAUUUAAAGCGUGUGAAUGCAAUCUUCAGUCUGCCGAUUUGUGUUUAUUGAAAACAGAAAAACAAUCCAUUGCUGAAUUUUACCUGAAAACAAACGCUUCUAAGAUCAGUGAAUUGUAUGACAUGUUUGACUGUUUUCCUCUUUUGUGUCAAUUGUACAGCAAAAACUCAAAACUGAACAUUGUAGAUUUCUUUACAAAUCCAUUUACAGUUUACAAAGGAGAGAUAGAUAAAUUGCAGACAGAGGGAGCACAUGUCAAAUACUGUGCACUUGCUCUAUGUGUAAUGUUUAACAAUCAGUUGAAAGAAGAAUGGCUUACUGAAAAUGUGGAUGACAACAUCAAAAAAAUCAUAAAGAAUACAUAUGAAGCUUGUAAAGUGGUUAAAGGGACAUCACGAUUGGUUUUACGUGAUGAGCUGGAUUCACUCACACAUACAUAUAUCAGAAAGGAUGGUGAAGUCUACAGAACUAUUCAUGACAAAUUAUUUGAUUUUCUUGCUUUUUACUUUUGCAGUGAAAUGAUUUAUUGUUUAAUUAAUAAUGCUACAAGUCAAUUUAUUAGUGAAAGAUUUUUAUUUGAAAGAAAAAGCAAAAAUGAUGAAUUUACAAUUAUUGUACCAACGAGAUAUCAGCAAAUGCAUAUAAAAAGAAUGGUAGAUGACUGGUCAAGAGGAGAGGUUGUAGAUGUUUUCUGUAACAUCAAUAUGGUCAAUCUUAUCUUCAGACAAAGAUUCCUUCUACAUAUACAAAGCUUAGCAAUAUCACAACAAAAACAAUUGGCCAGUUCAUAUGACAUUAAUGACAAAAGUACUCCAUUGAUACAGUGUUGUUUUAUAGGAGAUAUUGAUCUGGUUAAAUGGUGUAUUCAACAUUGCAUCAGUAAUGUAAACCAUUGUCGUUAUACUGAUAAGGUAUCACCUCUUUACAUAUCAUCUGCAUAUGGAUAUACUGAAGUAGUUCAGAUGUUGAUACACAAUAAGGCAGACAUUAAUAAGUGUAAUAAUGAAGAGUGUUCACCUCUGUACAUUGCUUGUCAGAACGGACAUACUGAAGUAGUUCAGAUGUUAAUAAACAAUAAGGCAGACAUUAAUAAGUGUAGAGAUACUGAAGUAUCACCUCUGUACAUUGCUUGUCAGGAAGGACAUACUGAAGUAGUUAAGAUGUUAAUAAACAAUAAGGCAGAUAUUAAUAAGUGUAGAGAUACUGGAGUAUCACCUCUGUACAUUGCUUGUCUGAAAGGACAUACUGAAGUAGUUCAGAUGUUAAUAAACAAUAAGGCAGACAUUAAUAAGUGUAGAGAUACUCUUGAAUCACCUCUGUACGUUGCUUGUCAGAAUGGACAUACUGAAGUAGUUCAGAUGUUAAUAAACAAUAAGGCAGACAUUAAUAAGUGUGAUGAUGAAGAAGUAUCACCUCUGUACGUUGCUUGUCAGAAUGGACAUACUGAAGUAGCUCAGAUGUUAAUAAACAAUAAGGCAGACAUUAAUAAGUGUAGAGAUACUGGAGUAUCACCUCUGUACAUUGCUUGUCAGGAAGGACAUACUCAAGUAGUUAAGAUGUUAAUAAACAAUAAGGCAGACAUUAAUAAGUGUAGAGAUACUGGAGUAUCACCUCUGUACAUUGCUUGUUAUCAAGGACAUACUGAAGUAGUUAAGAUGUUAAUAAAUAAUAAGGCAGACAUUAAUAAGUGUACAGAUACUGGUGAAUCACCUCUGCACGUUGCUUGUCAGAAUGGACAUACUGAAGUAGUUCAGAUGUUAAUAAACAAUAAGGCAGACAUUAAUAAGUGUGAUGAUGAAGAAGUAUCACCUCUGUACAUUGCUUGUUAUAAAGGACAUACUGAAGUAGCUCAGAUGUUAAUAAACAAUAAGGCAGACAUUAAUAAGUGUAGAGAUACUGGAGCAUCACCUCUGAACGUUGCUUGUCAGAAUGGACAUACUGAAGUAGUUAAGAUGUUAAUAAACAAUAAGGCAGACAUUAAUAAGUGUGAUAAUGAAGAGUGUUCACUUAUGUACAUUGCUGGUCAGAAUGGACAUACUGAAGUAGUUCAGAUGUUAAUAAACAGUAAGGCAGACAUUAAUAAGUGUAGAGAUACUGGAGCAUCACCUGUGUACAUUGCUUGUUAUAAAGGAUAUACAGAAGUAGUUCAGAUGUUAAUAAACAAUAAGGCAGACAUUAAUAAGUGUGAUAAUAAAGAGUAUUCACCUCUGUACAUUGCAUGUCAGAAUGGACAUACUGAAGUAGUUCAGAUGUUAAUAAACAAUAAGGCAGACAUUAAUAAGUGUAGAGAUACUGGAGUUUCACCUGUGUACAUUGCUUGUCAGAAUGGACAUACUGAAGUAGUUCAAAUGUUAAUAAACAAUAAGGCAGACAUUGAUAAAUGUAGUGUUGAAGAAGUAUCACCUCUGUACAUUGCUUGUCAGGAAGGACAUACUGAAGAAGUUCAGAUGUUAAUUAACAAUAAGGCAGACAUUAAUAAGUGUAGAGAUACUGGAGACUCACCUCUGUACAUUGCUUGUAAGGAAGGACAUACUGAAGUAGUUCAGAUGUUAAUAAACAAUAAGGCAGACAUUAAUAAGUUUAGAUAUACUGGAGAAACACCUCUGACCAUUGCUUGUUACCAAGGCCAUACUGAGGUAGUUCAGAUGUUAAUAAACAAUCAGGCAGACAUUAAUAAGUGUACAAAUACAGGAUUAUCUCCCAUAUUUAUAGCACGUUAUCGAGGUCAUGCCGAUGUUGUUGAAUUGUUAUUAAAACAAAGCAGAUUGUAACAUUAAAUUUCAGGAAUGACCCCAUUGUAUAUUGGUGGAAGAGAAAACCAUACACAUAUUGUCCAUCAUUAGAUAGAUGAAACAAAUAAACAAUAUAAUUAGUAUGCAUAACAGCGAUAGCAGUGAUUAAAGGACUGAAUGACCCCUAUCACUUCAAAUAUACUUGACGGUUUUUAUUUUACA